AUUUCGUAUUCAUACUUGUACCGCGGCGCGAAACGGACGUUUCCCGCGUAAAGUUUUGUUUUUAAUUUUACUUUUUUUAUUGUUCAGUUUUGGUGGCCAGUGUUUUUACUUUUUAUAGUUUUAAGUGCAGUAUUGGAUUGUUUUUUUUAUGAAUUAAAUAAUGGAUUAUCGGAAAGAGUUACCGUGAGCUACUAGGAAACUCAAGAAAAUGGCGGAAAACGAGGGACCUGUCGUCGUGGACGACCUUCCGAUCUCAUUCCAGGUGAAAUACCUAGGCCAGAGCGAUGCACGAGGGUUAUGGGGCAUCAAGCAUACGAGGAAACCUGUGGACCUUAUGGUGGCUGCGGCUAAGGCUCUACCACCAGGUCAAAUCCUCCCCAUCGUGAAACUGAUCAUCUCCGUCGAUGGCGUCCAUUUGGAGAGCAUCCACCACGGCCCGAAGCGAGACUUCGAACACAUGUCUGCCUUUUUCAAUAUCGAGUCCAUCUCAUACGGAGUCCAAGACUUGGUUUACACUAGAGUUUUCUCCAUGAUUAUUGUUAAAGACAACGCUGAUGUCAAGGGAUUGAAUCCGUUUGAGUGUCAUGCGUUCGUCUGUGAAUCCAGAAAUGCGGCGAGGCGACUGACGUAUGCACUUGCAGCUGCGUUCCAGGACUACUCGAGAAGAGUUAAGGAAUUGCAGACCACUCCAGAACUGGACGAGAGGCCACCAAGUCUAAAGAAAAGGUUCGCGAUCGACUUACGGACGCCAGAAGAAAUUGAAGCCGAUUUGGAAACUGAAGCUUAAAAACUGAACAAACUUGAAAAAAUAACGCGUUUAUUAUAUUGCGACAAAGAAACUCACGUACAUACAUACAAACAUGAACACUGAAAACAAUACACUCUUUUUUUGGGGCAGUCGUGUAAGGUAAUAAUAAUUUAUUAUCAAAAAAUAACGCCUCUAUUGAAGGUUUUUUUUUAGAAGAAGUAUUUUAUGUUUUGGUGAAGUUAGAAACUAUUUAAUUAAUAACCGGUUGUACUCACGUUAUUACAAUAUAUUGCGACUGUUACGACAUAUUUUAAGCAUAUAUGUAGAAGUGCUCGCGGCGGCUACGCUCCUAGCACUGCCCGCACCGCUCGCCACCCGGCCCGCUGCGCGCGCGCUGACAGGGCAGGGCGGGAUGAGUAGAGCAGUCUGCAGUCCGUUAUUAAUUAAAUAUUCGAAUAUAUCUCACGAAACUUUAACGUCUAUAGGUUAGAAACUAUUGGUUUAUCCAAUCAAACAACCAAUAAAUGUAAACGUUGUACAUAGUUCACCAUUAUGUAAGAAUUAAGCGAAGUACUUACGUAUAGUAUUUGAUUUUACUUUAUGAAACCUCCAACGCGGUUAUUCCUUGGUAGUCUAUUUCGUCAAUGACAUAGAUAGAUAUUGAAAAACAAUGGAAUACAUUUCAGUCUAGAAAUUUGCCACUUUUUUACAGUUUUUUUUUUUUUUUUUUUUU
This is a messenger RNA of Leguminivora glycinivorella, 1481 nucleotides long. RefSeq lists its product as uncharacterized. Bases 209 to 787 code for a protein of 192 amino acids. Lineage: Eukaryota; Metazoa; Arthropoda; Insecta; Lepidoptera; Tortricidae. The transcript is spliced from 7 exons. The record is from RefSeq and is a predicted model, not a curated record.